Messenger RNA from Protomyces lactucae-debilis, 1458 nucleotides. RefSeq lists its product as uncharacterized. The coding region runs from base 1 to 1458 and encodes 485 amino acids. The transcript is spliced from 4 exons. The record is from RefSeq and is a predicted model, not a curated record. Gene Ontology annotation, molecular function: structural constituent of cytoskeleton; GTP binding. Gene Ontology annotation, biological process: nuclear division; mitotic cell cycle; nuclear migration by microtubule mediated pushing forces. NCBI's taxonomy places the organism in Eukaryota, Fungi, Ascomycota, Taphrinomycetes, Taphrinales, Protomycetaceae. Gene Ontology annotation, cellular component: nucleus; cytoplasm; spindle.
AUGGUCCAGCAGCCAACUCGCACCCGCAAUCCGCCAGUCAACAACACGCAAGAGAAGAGACGCAGCACACCCAUCAACCACAUCAUCUCCAGCCAGCAUCAUGGUCAAGUCAUCUCCCUCCACGUCGGACAAGCAGGAGUCCAAAUCGGAAACGCCUGCUGGGAACUCUACUGCCUCGAACACGGCAUCCAGCCAGAUGGUCGUUUCUCGCCUGAAAAGCUCGCAGGACCACGAGACGACGGCUUCUCCACCUUCUUCUCCGAAACAGGCGAGGGCAAGCACGUCCCACGAAGCAUCUACGUCGAUCUCGAACCCAAUGUCAUUGAUGAAGUCAAGAAUGGCGCGUACCGAGACUUGUUUCACCCAGAACAAAUGAUUAGCGGCAAGGAAGACGCAGCCAACAACUAUGCUCGUGGCCACUACACCGUUGGCAAGGAGCUCGUCGAUACCGUCAUGGAUCGUAUUCGACGCGUGGCAGACAACUGCUCUGGCUUGCAGGGAUUCCUUGCCUUCCACUCCUUUGGUGGUGGUACCGGUUCUGGCUUUGGUGCAUUGCUGCUGGAGCGUCUCUCUGUGGACUAUGGUAAGAAAUCCAAGCUCGAGUUUUCCGUGUACCCUGCACCACAACUCUCUGCCUCGGUGGUUGAACCGUACAAUUCGAUUUUGACGACACACACAACGCUCGAGCACUCUGAUUGUUCAUUCAUGGUGGACAAUGAAGCCAUCUACGACAUUUGCCGUCGCAACCUCGACAUUCAGCGUCCAUCCACUGAAAACCUCAACCGCAUCAUUGCACAAGUCGUCUCCUCCAUCACGGCUUCCCUCAGAUUCGAUGGAUCCCUCAACGUCGACCUCAAUGAAUUCCAGACAAACUUGGUGCCCUACCCACGUAUCCACUUCCCAUUGGUCACCUAUGCGCCUGUGAUUUCAGCAGCCAAGGCAUUCCAUGAAGCCAACUCUGUGGCAGAGAUUACGAAUGCUUGCUUUGAUCCUGCAAACCAAAUGGUCAAGUGUGAUCCGCGUAAUGGCAAAUACAUGGCAUGUGUCAUGCUCUACCGUGGUGAUGUCGUUCCUAAGGACGUGCAAGCUGCCGUUGCUACCACCAAGACGAAACGUACCAUUCAGUUUGUUGACUGGUGUCCAACGGGUUUCAAGAUUGGUAUCUGCUACCAACCUCCUGUGCAAGUCAAGGAUGGUGAUUUGGCACAAGUCAAGCGAGCUGUUACUAUGUUGUCCAACACCACUGCUAUUGCUGAGGCCUGGUCGCGAUUGGAUCGCAAGUUUGACUUGAUGUAUGCGCGACGUGCAUUUGUGCACUGGUAUGUCGGUGAAGGUAUGGAGGAAGGUGAAUUCUCUGAAGCGAGGGAGGAUCUGGCUGCAUUGGAGCGUGAUUACGCAGAGGUCGGUCAGGAUUCCGUCGAUGAUGAUGAGGAAGAGGCAGGUCAGGAAGAGUACUAG